UAUUUACCAAAUUUACGUAUCAGCAAACGCGACGUCAAUGAUCUUGAUUAUGUUUUUGUGGUUGAAUAUUUUCACUAUUUUCAAAAAGGUAAUUUCUCUUGAGACUGUUGCAGCUAUUCCAUCGUCUUGAACUUCGAUAGUAAUAUUUUUACUGUCACAAAGUUCCUAUUUCCACUCGUUAUUUUGUAAAGAGUUCCCAAUGAUCCGGAGCCAAAUUUAUCAAUGAUGUGGUUGGGAAUCUUGUAUCCUUCCAUGAUGAUUGUCUUUACUAAUAAUUUAAUAGUAAGGACAAUGGCCAAGGCAGAUAUUCCAUCAUCAGUGUUGUUAAAUCACCUGUGCAGGAUUCUAUAACCAUAUAAAGACCAAAUGUUUUGUUUAUCGUAUCACCAAACGCAACGUCAAUGAACUUGAUUAUGUUUUUGUGGUUGAAUAUGCUCACUAUUUUCAAAAGGAUAAUUUCUCUUAAGACUGUUGCAGUUAUUCCAUUGUCUUCAACUUCGAUAGUAAUAUUUUUACUGUCACAUGGUUCCUAUUUCCAUUCGUUGUUUUGUAAAGAGUUUCCAAUGAUCCGGUGCCAAAUUUAUCCAUGAUGUAGUUGGAAAUCUUGACAAAAACAAAUCAGUUACAAAAUACAAUUUCUAAAAGAAAUUCUUCAGAAAAAAUCAGUUCAACUAAUUAACGAUUUGUGCUCUCUAAUAGUUAGUAAAAGAGUUUUUCCACUCCAUCAGUUGAACAUUAUUUUUAAUCUGGCUGGUAAAUUUUGUAUGACUUGUACAAAUUAGUAGCACUUGAUCUCAUCGAAAAUUACAAUGAUGCGUGGUAGUUGAUAUUUCUUAUUGUGUCAUUUUGUAAUUUUUUGUUGGUUGACGUCCAUCUGAGUCUCUUUUGUUCCAUUAGUAAACUGCUUUUUUGGUACCAGAAUGUUUGAAAAUACCACUUGGCUUAAAUAAUGUCUCGGCUGUUUUCCAAGAGGUAAUUAAUAAUGUUUUCCAUCCUCUUAAGAUGGUACUUGUAUUGACGAUGUGUUAAUACUGGAUCAUAAUAUCAUAAUAAUUGUGUUCAACUGUCUAUUAAUUAGACGAAUUUUUUAUUAGGUUCGUAGUAUUUCAAUUAAUUUAAUUACUUGUGUAAAUAUUUAAACGUUUAAAUCUAUAAUAUAAAAAAAUGAAUCGCAAAAUAUGUGGGUAAGCGCAUAACUCAACAACGCCUGGACCAAUUUGGCCAAUUCUUUUUUUAAAAUGUUCGUUGAAGUUCAAGGAUGGUUCUUACGGCGAGAAAAAAUCGAAUAAUUGCCGGGAAAACCCUAAAAACAGCCCUUUUCUUUUUGACAUACAAAUGUCAAUGUCAAAUUUUCUGUUAUACUCUACCGAGUGUGCUUUUGUUAUUGCAUGUGACACAAUAUUUUAAUAAUGCCUCCUAUAAGACGAGGCAAUUUAAGUAGAAGAACACGAAAUGCUACAAACCAAGCUAAUUACCGAUCAAAUCGUACUGCACAAUAACGUGACGAGCGAAAUGAACAUGAAAGAAUUAGGAUAUCACAAACACGUGAAGCGCGAGCACGACUUUCAACUAAUAAUCGCGCAAAUUUGAAUCGAGCUGCUUUCAGUUACGAUGUCUCAAUUGACUACAGUAACUACCAAUGUGUUGUUAUUGGUUCUAUGAACUCGGUUUGCUCACAUUGUAAAGCAUUAAAAUACAAAAACGAAGCCAAUGGAUUGUGUUGCGCAAAUGGUAAAGUAAAAUUAAUACCAUUGAAUCCACCACCAGAGUUAUUGUACUCAUUGGUUUCAGGAAUAGGAACAGAUUCCAUACACUUUUUGAAAAAUAUCCAACAAUAUAACAAUUGCUUUCAAAUGACUUCAUUUGGGGCAACAAAUGUGGUUCGGGAAAAUUUUAUGCCAACUUUCAAGAUACAAGGCCAAAUAUAUCACAGAGCAGGUUCAUUGUUACCAGUGCCAGCUAGCAACUAUGAAUUCCUGCAAAUUUAUUUUAUGGACAAUUCACAACAAGAAAUAGAUCAGCGUUGUGCAUAUAACAAUUUAGUAAAGAGGCCUAUUGUAGAACAAUUACAAACUUUUUUUCAUGAACACAAUCAAUUGAUUAUAUUGUUUAAAAGUGCACUUGAUCUGAUGCCAUCUGUUCAUUUAAGCAAGAAUAUGCGUGUUGAGUUGCAAAAUGACCAAUCUGGAAACAUAUUCUCUAAACAACUCAUUGACAUUGGUAAUGGCAAUUUUCCUAUUGACAUGUUGACUGGAUGCAUUAACUUUCCUCAAAGUUUUUGUCAUUUAACUCAAUCAAAAGAAGAACUCAUUCAGAAGGUAUUUCCAGAUGUUGCUCAAAAUUACAGAAACCAUGAUUGGUUAAGCGAACGAGCUAUAUUGGCAGCCAAAAACAUUGAUGUAAAUGAAUUAAAUUUCAAAAUUCAAGAACAAAUUACAGGCGAAUCGAGGAUAUAUAAAUCAGUUGAUUCGGCAACUAACCAAGACGUUGUAGUUAACUAUCCACCGGAAUUUUUAAACUCGCUGGAUUUGCCAGGAUUGCCACCUCGCAAUCUUCAAUUAAAGGUUGGAUCGGUAAUUAUAAUGUUGCGAAAUAUCAACCAACCGCGCCUUUGCAACGGCACACGGUUAGCGAUAAAAAAACUACUAAACAACGUGAUAGAAGCAACUACAUUGAAAGGAAAGUAUAAAGGAGAAGAUGUUCUCAUACCGCGCAUCCCAAUGAUUCCGACUGAUGUGCCAUUUGAGUUUAAACGACUACAGUUUCCAGUGCGGCUUGCUUUUGCUAUGACCAUAAACAAGUCCCAGGGGCAAUCAUUAAGUGUUUGUGGUAUUAAUUUGGAAAACCCAUGUUUCUCACAUGGUCAAUUGUAUGUUGCCUGUUCCCGUAUUGGAAAACCAUCAGAUUUGUUUGUCUAUGCGCCAGGUAAUCAAACAAAAAACAUCGUUUAUCACAAAGCACUACAAUGAAAAUAGAA
This is a messenger RNA of Aethina tumida (small hive beetle), 2977 nucleotides long. RefSeq lists its product as uncharacterized. Bases 1659 to 2969 code for a protein of 436 amino acids. Lineage: Eukaryota; Metazoa; Arthropoda; Insecta; Coleoptera; Nitidulidae. The record is from RefSeq and is a predicted model, not a curated record. The transcript is spliced from 2 exons.